Phytomonas sp. Hart1 is the source of this 1118-nucleotide messenger RNA. Lineage: Eukaryota; Euglenozoa; Kinetoplastea; Trypanosomatida; Trypanosomatidae. The record is from the annotation of a GenBank genome assembly.
GUGAGUUUUCCCUUUUUGUUUAACUUAUUCACAUUUUCAGAAAAGUUUUGCUAACCAAUAUGCUCCGUUUCAUUAACCUGCGUUUGGCCAUUAGCGCUUACACACUUUUUAUGAUAGAACAGAAAAACAAUGCUAAACUCAAGGGACUUCGCAUUUCAGAACGCGGCAAAAUGACCUCAAAUAUGUAUAAAGCGCUUUCCCCUCAAGAUCGAGAGCUUCUUUUGAAACGCGCUGCCGCUCACCCGCCGCUAAAGCGUUCGGCUAAAACUAUCAAGACGUCGGCUGAUAAGAAGGACCCCAAGAAACCUCGCAAAGCCACUGCUUACACAAUUUUUGUGAAAGAAAACAUGAAUAAGUUUGAUAAAUUGCCCCAUCGUGAUCGUAUGAAAGCAGUAGCAAGGCUCUGGAAGCAGGAAAAACAGCGUGUUAGUCCUUAAUAACUAUCGACUAUAACAUUCGUCCCUUAUUAUUGGGUCAGAUAUACACAAUUAUCAUACACUAUAAUAUGCAAACACUCGAAUCUUCCCUAAUGUUUCUGCAUCUUUUAGUUAUAGACACUUUUUCCUUCUACACACCCCAUAUAUAUAUAUAUGUAUAUAUAUAUAGUCCUUUUAGGCUCUUACUUUGAAUUCCAGCCUGAUAAGGUAAGAGCACUAAUUAAAAAAAAAUGAAGUUUUGGUACUAGUAAAUGGAUUUUUCUAAUUCAGAUUUUUAUGAUGACCUAACAUUCUGGUGUAAAAUAAUUCCCAACUCAAUGCAUUGUCUCUCUGAAUGGGAAAUAUGAAGCAUCAAGAUUGAUAGAAAUGCUUUCUUUUCAAGGAGAUGGAAUAAAAAUAAUAUCUACCUGCAAACAAUUUAGAAUAAUUAAAAACGGAAAUACGUGGGGAGGGGUGGGGGAGAUGAAACUAGAAGUAUUCAGUUAGACACUUUUCUGGCGAACAUUUUUUGAGUGAACAAAGAAAUUAUCUUCUUUUAAAGAUUUACUUUUAGAGACAGUUGUGGAAAGGCAAAACGAACCUUUAGCACACUUUUCUUCACUGAUUGUAAGUAUUUAUUUUAUGCCCUUUUGUUAAUUUGACUCACAUGGUGGAAAAAAGAUUCAGAAUAAUAUGCCGAAA